This is a messenger RNA of Plasmopara halstedii, 1482 nucleotides long. Its product is annotated as Alpha-1,2 glucosyltransferase/transcriptional activator. The transcript is spliced from 12 exons. NCBI's taxonomy places the organism in Eukaryota, Oomycota, Peronosporomycetes, Peronosporales, Peronosporaceae. The coding region runs from base 1 to 1482 and encodes 493 amino acids. Gene Ontology annotation, molecular function: dolichyl pyrophosphate Glc2Man9GlcNAc2 alpha-1,2-glucosyltransferase activity. Gene Ontology annotation, cellular component: endoplasmic reticulum. Gene Ontology annotation, biological process: protein N-linked glycosylation; dolichol-linked oligosaccharide biosynthetic process. The record is from RefSeq and is a predicted model, not a curated record.
AUGAAAGCGUCGGCAAGCUCCAGUGCUGCGUCCUUGCCCCAUUCUGCCCCUGUACUUCUCGUCAUGGUUGUCAUAGGCUUGCUGUACUCCUCUAUACUGUCUGCAGUAAACAAAACUGUACCAGAUGCUUAUAUGGAUGAAAUCUUUCAUAUUCCUCAAGCCCAAAAAUAUUGCGCAGGACGAUUUGAUGAAUGGGAUCCGAAGAUCACAACGUUUCCAGGUCUCUAUUUGGUGUCCACUUUGUAUGCAAAAGCAAUUUGGACUCUUCAGUUGGGUGAUUUUUGCUCUGUAUCGGUCCUCCGUAGUCUUAAUGUCGUGUUUGCAUUGGGAAACGUUGUGUUGUGCGUGCUACUGAGAAAACUUGUGUCGCCGUUAGACCCCAAUGUGCUUCUCCACGCUCUGCGUAUUGCAGCAUUUCCACCGCUGUUUUUCUUCUCAUUUCUGUUCUACACCGACGCAGGAGCCACAUUCUUUGUGCUGUUAAUGGUGGUACUAGCAGAAAGAGUGGAUUUGCUGCAGUGUUCACCCGUUAGAGGAAGUUUCAUGCUGAGUGCAAUGAGUGGAGCAGUAUCGGUACUAUUCCGCCAGACAAAUAUCAUUUGGGUUGUUUUUGUGGCCGGUACAGUCGUGGUUCGCAGUGUGGAGCUUGCUCACUCAAAAUUCAUUUACGGAUCCUCGAAGCAGGAUUCUAGCGACAAGAGAUUAUCAUCGGUCAUGCAUAGCCCUUUUCGAGUGAUUUUCAACUUCAUCAGCGUCAUCAUUUCCACUCUUCCCUCCAUUCUUUUUGUCGUAUGGCCAUUUGCUGUGAUUGUACUCUGCUUUUUGGCAUUUCUUGUCAAAAACGGUGGCAUCGUGGUGGGUGACAAAUCAAAUCACGAGGUGACAUUUCAUGGCGCUCAAUUAUUAUACUUCACCGUCGCGGUAGCAUCCGGUUUCGGCCUCAACCUUACCACUCCUAGCCAGCUCCAGAAAUUUCUCACGUCAGUCCAGCACAGAGCAACGUCAUUCCAAGGGAUUAUUUCUAUCGGAAUCCUGGUUGCAGUGAUCGUAGGGGUCAUCCAUUGCUUUAGCCCUAUCCAUAAGUUCAUGUUAGCCGAUAAUCGGCAUUACACCUUUUACAUUUGGCGAAAGUUUUUUCGAAGACACGAGAUGGCAAAAUUUUUUCCGAUUCCGCUGUAUCUAUUCUUCGGCUGGCGUUGUUGGGAUGAAUUGAAUCCAAGAUGCUCGCCAUUAUGGAAGUUUAUUUACGUACUUGCUGUAUGUUUGGUCCUUCUUCCAUCACCACUCGUCGAACCGCGAUACUACUGCCUGCCAUUUGUCCUCUUUCACUUAAACACGAGAAAUCAAUCUGGUUUCCAUCUAUGGCUUGUGACUGCUGCGUAUAUGGUUGUUAAUGCGUCGACAUUGUACAUCUUCCUGUAUCGUCCUUUCAUCUGGGUGGAUGGAUCAACGGCACGAUUUAUGUGUGUUAUAAGUCCUUAA